CGUUGUAAACAUAGAUCAUUCCCCACCACUAUCACAUGCACGAUUUGUGUACAACCGCGAGUUUGAUUAAUAAUAUAAUUUAAAUCUGAUACCGUCAAGAGAAAGUCCCAAAAAUGGAGGAAGUUCUCGAGACGAUGCAGCUGGAGAACAUGCACUGCGAUGUGUGCGAGGGUACCACCUUCCAGGAGCGCGAGGGAUUCUACUACUGCGUAGAGUGUGGCACACAGAAGGAUCAGAUUCGUGCAGUGGACAUUACCGCCGAGGAUAACUUUGAUGACACGGCAGCAGGCCGAUAUACAGCCAGGACGAUCCGACAGAAGAAGGAUACGGAGAAGGAGGAUGAGGACGAUAUCACCUCGUGGGAAUUCUACAACUACGUGCUGCGCGGCUUCCUCCAGGAGCUGCUCAACAUGGGCGCCAAGCCGGAGCUCAAACUGAUGACCCUGCAAGUGUGGGCGGCUUACUUGGACAGCAUGGAGGUGGCCUUCAGCAAGAGCAACAAGACGGGACUGCCUAAACUGAAUGUGCGGGCGCUGCCCAUAGAUGCCCGCAUCAUCUACAACCAUAAGACAUUCAAGAAAGGCAAAAAGGGCAAGAAGAGCACUCUAACGGGUGACCCAAAUGACGAGCGCGCCAAGUUCAGAUUGUGGAACAGAACUAAGCGCAAUCUAGACGCCUCCGGCUACCGCUCGCACGGAGGAGCUUCAGAGUCCGAAGGGGAGCAGAGUCUCCACCUGCAAUGGUCAAUGCGUGCACGCAAGUCCUUGAAGCGCCAUAUGCCGCUGAAGCACCUGGACAAGCAUAGCCGCGACAGCAAGGGUAGUAUGUCGUGCCACAGCUUGAGACCGAGGGUCAAGCAGCUCCACAAUUUUGAUCGUAACAUCUACUGCCUGAAUAUUAUCAAGUUGUAUGUGGUGCUGGGCAUAGCCCUUAAUAUGGUGGAGGAUGAUAUACAGCUAUCGGACUUGCUGCGCUUCAUUGAUGAGGAGCACUUGACCAAGCGGUGCAUGCUUAACUAUCUGCCCGGAAAUGUGGCGGCCAAGGGCAAGGCACUGCUCAAAGAUAUGGAGCUCAGCAAAAUGAAAGACAAGGUUACCAACAAGCUUCUGCGUGUAAACAUCGCGUGUAUGUCACGAUUCAUAAACUUGUCUGAAUAUCAAAAACCGAACCUGCACUCCCUAGCGGAGCGAUAUAUUCUGGAGUUGGCACUGCCACCUCGGCUACUGAAGUACGUGAAUAGCCUGCUUGACCUGCAUCCGCCCACUUUUUUUAACGCCAUGACCGUACAUCCGUAUCCGCGCUAUGAGGCCAGGACUAUGGCCUACAUCCUCUACGCCAUGAAGUUGCUCUUCGGCUUGGACGAUCUCAAGGAGCGGAAUAUAUCUGAAUCGGCCGCUAAAAUCAAUGAAAAACUGCUGGAAGUCGGCGGAGAUGAGGCUCCCUUGCUUUUUGUUUUUACCGAGUGGAUGGAGUUUGUGGAGAUGAGGAAAGUGAUUGUCUCACAUUACAACCAAAGUUUUGCCCGUCGCUUCGGGGUAUCCACCCGGACUGGUUGUCAGGUGGACGACAUACUGGCAAAGGAGUGGAAAGAGAAGGAGCAAGGCGAAACCUUUGGCUGGAUGCAGGGAUCUGCGGCAAUGAAGCGUCAGCAUGAAAACCUGACACACAUUAUUGAAACCAUGCUGAAGGACCAUUUUGGCGAGUCCAGCAAAGAAAGUAUGGAGAAGGAACACAUUGAAUUCCAGCCCAGCUUGACUCCGGCUCACUCCUACUUCAACAGAAUCCUACUCCAAGUAUCGCGGUCUGAUGGUGCAAAAAUGAAAAUCACAAUUCCUGACCACAUGAAAGUGGAUCACUCGGCCCGCAACCUGGAUCCCUUUGUGCUGGAAACGACCGAGCUGUCGCAGUAUUUGUCCCAACAUGGCCUUAAACUACGAGUAGAGGAGCUUGCCUGCCAGGAGGACAUCCAAAACGUGGGCAUAUUCCGCCCACUAACAAUAAUCCGAGGUGACGGUCGAGAAUACCGCGCCAACACUGAAAUUAAAACCGAGACGUGGAUAAGCGAGCUAAAGCGUAAGGAGAAACGGCCGGACUUUCGGUUCACACAGCCCACUGGAACCUAUGGAGCCCGAUAUUUGAAACGUAUAACAAUGCGCGACGCAAGGCGUGUGCAACUUGAGAUAAAUAAUCCGUUUUGGGAUGUUACCGAAACGCCCAGCUUUCUUCUCAAACUCAACGAUAACGAGAUACCACUUGACAGCCUUAGCUCACUGCAAACCUUCGAGGAAGGGACCAUGGAUCCAUUAAACAUCCCUCUAGAUCUGCCCCGUCGCAAUCUGGAAAAAAUUUUGAAUCCGGAAGGUUCUGAUAGAGCAUCAGACCAAGUAGCGAGCGAUAUCAAUGAUGAGCCGCCAAGCCCUGAGACGCUGUUAUUGCAAGUGUCAAAUUUUGAUUGCUGGCUUCUACACGGCUAUAUGAAAAGAAUUCGGAGGCAUGACAAGCAUGAACUGCGUCAGUUGUUCCCCUGUUCCUUCCGUUGGCUCUUGGAGACGUGUGCCAGCACAAUAGGCAUAGUCUGGGAGGAGCUCUACGAGGAACUGCUCAUUGUGGAAGUGAUGUACCAUCACAGCAUCAGGGACUGGAGCAAUCAUAGGAACUAUCUGUGUAUUCAACACAAUACUCAAGAGAAGGACAUCCGAACCCUCGCCAGGACGUACAAGGAGUUAUGGUAGUAUAUUAGAAGUAUUAAAAGUUUUGAAUUAACAAACAACGAUGCCAUCUGUAUAAAAUAUAAUAUUCUUCUACGUAGUGCUCUACCUCAAAUGAUAGAUUUUCUUUUUGUGUAUAUAACCUGUAGAAAUCUUUCAACAGUGAUUAUGAUGCAAAUAAAUCUGUGUGUUAAGCAGUUACCAAAGUACAAACAUGACACACCCACUACGUCAAUAGCUUAAGUUCAGGAAUUUAUGAUUUACACACUUAUCGAAAGUGAUCAAUUCAUUUAACAAAAAUAUUCGUUGUCUACCCAUACGUUUUCCUAUGCCCAAAUGUUAAAUUUGCAUCCAUUUUAGAUUGAAACGAUCUAUGUAUUAAGGGGCAGUGUUAUCUCCUUGGCCGCGACUGUGUGAGCAAAGGCACAUUAACAUCAAUAUCAAUAGGCAAAUUAGCGUUUAUCAGAACAACAACAAUCACAUUAGCAGCAACAAUGCGUGUCGCGGUUUUGUUUACAAAAAUCUUCUUCAAAAGAGAGCGCCAGGCCCCACGGUCAUCACCAACUGGAGAGAGCAAAAAAAGAGCGUGAGAGUACUUGGGGAAACAGAGGAGCUCACUUGGCUUGUUUUUGAACAGUUCUACUUAUAAAGUAAUUAUACCAAAUAAACAACAAAAUAAAAUAAAUAAACC
Drosophila melanogaster (fruit fly) is the source of this 3399-nucleotide messenger RNA. RefSeq names its product TATA box-binding protein-associated factor RNA polymerase I subunit B (gene TAF1B). The record is from RefSeq and is marked reviewed. The transcript is spliced from 4 exons. Gene Ontology annotation, molecular function: RNA polymerase I core promoter sequence-specific DNA binding. Gene Ontology annotation, cellular component: RNA polymerase I core factor complex; nucleolus; RNA polymerase I transcription regulator complex. Lineage: Eukaryota; Metazoa; Arthropoda; Insecta; Diptera; Drosophilidae. Bases 114 to 2732 code for a protein of 872 amino acids. Gene Ontology annotation, biological process: transcription by RNA polymerase I; RNA polymerase I preinitiation complex assembly.